UGCUGGCCGGUCCUGGGCGGUGCGGGCCAUGGAGACGGAGGAGGAGCAGCACACGACGACGCUGCUGUGCAUGGGCUUCUCGGACGCGGCGGCCAUCCGCAAGGCCCUGCGCCUGGCCAAGAACGACAUCAACGAGGCGGUGGCGCUGCUGACUAACGAGCGGCCCGGACUCGACUGCGGCCCGGGCUACGAGCCCAUGGACGGCGGAGGCGGCGGCGGCGGCGGCGGCGGAGGAGGAGUUGGAGUUGGAGGCGGCGGCGGCGGCCUGCAGAGCGGGGGGCCCCGCGGGGACGGCGGCGGCGGCGGCGAGGGCGGCUCCUCCCGGGCCGGGGGCUCCGGGGGCCCCGGCGGCGGCGGCGGCGGCGGCGGCGUUGGCUCCGGCGGCUUCGACCCCCCGCCCGCCUACCACGAGGUGGUGGACCCCGAGAAGAGCGACGAGAACGGGAACGGCCCCGGUGACGGCAUGGAGUUUCCCACGACCAACCUGUACGAGCUGGAGAGCCGCGUCCUGACCGACCACUGGUCAAUCCCCUACAAGCGCGAGGAGUCUCUGGGCCGCUGCCUCAUCGCUGCCACCGGCCUUGCCCGGCUCGGGCUCGCCGACUCGGACGAGAACUGCAGGAGAUUUGUGGACCGAUGCAUGCCUGAAGCAUUUAAAAAGUUACUGACGUCCAGCGCCGUCCACAAGUGGGGAACAGAGAUCCACGAGGGCAUCUACAACAUGCUCAUGCUCCUGGUCGACCUGGUGGCCCAGCGCCUCAAGCAAGAUCCCAUCCCCACCGGCCUGCUCGGAGUACUUACCAUGGCCUUUAACCCCGACAACGAGUACCAUUUCAAGAACCGGAUGAAGGCGUCGCAGAGGAACUGGGCCGAGGUGUUCGGCGAGGGGGGCAUGUACGCCAUCUCUCCCGCCGCGGCCACUUUCCAGAAGGAGCCCCAUGGCUGGCUGGUGGACUUGGUGAAUAGGUUUGGAGAGCUGGGUGGGUUCACCGCCAUCCAGGCCAAGCUCCAUUCAGAAGACAUCGAACUCGGAGUGGUGUCGGCCCUGGUGCAGCCCCUGGGUGGCUGUGCAGAAUACCUCAACUCCCCAGUGGUGCAGCCCAUGCUCGAUCCAGUCAUACACAAGAUGAUCAAAUACGUCCAGAAUGUGGAGGAGAAGGACCUCAAGGACAAGAAGCUCCUGAGCAUCCCCGAGCUGCUGUCGGCCAUCAAGCUGCUGUGCAUGCGCUUCCAGCCCGACCUGGUGACCGCUGUGGAUGACCUGCGGCUGGACAUCCUGCUGCGCAUGCUCAAGUCCCCACAUUUCAGCGCCAAGAUGAACUCUCUCAAAGAGGUCACCAAACUCAUAGAGGACAGCACUCUGUCUAAGUCCGUGAAGAUCGCCAUCGAUGCUGACCGUCUGCUGGACUGGCUCGUGGAGAACUCUGUGCUGUCCGUCGCUCUGGAAGGUAAUAUAGACCAAGCCCAAUACUGUGACCGUAUAAAGGGAAUUAUUGAAUUGCUGGGCAGUAAAUUGUCUUUAGAUGAGCUCACUAAAAUUUGGAGAAUACAGUGCGGACAGUCGUCCACCGUGAUCGAGAACAUCCACACCAUCGUCGCCGCCGCCGCCGUCAAGUUCAGCUCGGACCAACUCAGUCACCUGUUUGUCCUCAUCCAGAAGAGCUGGGAGACCGAAAGUGACCGGGUCAGACAGAAGCUGCUGAGCCUCAUCGGACGUAUCGGCCGCGAAGCGCGCUUCGACGCCACCUCAGCAAAGGUGCUGGAGGUGCUCUGGGACCUGGCCCAUCUCCCCACGCUGCCCGGCGGCCUGAUCCAGCAGGCCCUGGACGAGCACCUGGCCAUCCUGAGCGACGCCUACACCAUCAAGGAGACCGUCAAGAGGAGCUACAUCAUCAAGUGCAUUGAAGACAUCAAACGGCCUGGGGAAUGGACAGGCUUGGAGAAGGCCAAGAAGGAUGGUUUCAAGGUGUGCCCGCAGAACCCGCCGCAGCUGGUGUGGGUGGUACCAGCCCUGCGUCAGCUCCACGAGAUCACCCGCUCGUUCGUCAAACAGACCUACCAGAAGCAGGACAAGAGCAUCAUUCAGGACCUGAAGAAGAACUUUGAGAUCGUCAAGCUGGUGACGGGCAGCCUCCUGGCGUGCCACCGUCUGGCAGCAGCGGCGGCGGCGGGGCCCGGGGGUCUGUCUGGGUCAACGCUGGUGGACGGCAGAUACACGUACCGGGAGUACCUAGAGGCGCACCUCAAGUUCCUGGCAUUUUUCCUGCAAGAAGCUACGCUCUACCUGGGGUGGAGCCGGGCCAAGGAGAUCUGGGAGUGUCUGGUGACGGGACAGGAUGUCUGCGAGCUGGAUCGAGAGAUGUGUUUCGAGUGGUUCACCAAGGGGCAGCACGAUCUGGAGAGCGACGUCCAGCAGCAGCUUUUCAAGGAAAAAAUUCUGAAACUGGAAUCCUACGAGAUUACCAUGAGCGGCUUUAGCUUGUUUAAGGCGUUCUUUGAAAACGUGAACCUCUGCGACCAUCGGCUGAAACGGCAAGGCUCGCAGCUGUUGGUGGAGAAGCUGGAGUUGGUGGGAAUGGAUUUCAUCUGGAAAGUGUGCAUGGAGUCUCCUGACGAUGAAAUCGCCAAUGAGGCCGUCCAGCUCAUCAUCAGCUACAGCUAUGUCAACCUGAACCCCAGACUCAAGAAGGAUUCAGUGUCGCUGCACAAGAAGUUCAUCGCGGACUGUUACACACGACUGGAAGCGGCCAGUUCGGCGCUAGGAGGGCCCACGUUGACCCACGCCGUGACGAGAGCCACAAAGAUGCUGACGGCCACGGCCAUGCCGACGGUGGCUACGUCGGUGCAAUCCCCGUACAGGUCUACAAAGCUGGUCGUCAUCGAGAGGCUGCUGCUGCUGGCCGAGCGCUAUGUCAUCACUGUCGAGGACCUGUACUCGGUGCCCCGGACCAUCCUCCCGCACGGUGCCUCGUUCCAGGGCCACCUCCUGUCCCUCAGCGUCAACUGCGACUCCACCAAAGACACCUUCUCAUUCGAGGCCCACAGCAACGAGACGGUGGGCAGCAUCCGCUGGAAAGUCGCCAAGCAGCUCAACGCGCCUGUGGACAACAUCCAGAUCUUUGCCAAUGACAGCCUGCUGACCGUCAGCAAGGACCAGAAGCUCCUCCACCAGCUGGGGUUCUCUGACGAGCAGGCCCUCACCGUGAAGACCUUGGGCAGCGGAACGCCGUCCGCAAGCUCAGCCGACUCCUCCGGGAGCGUCUUUGGCUCGUCGUAUGUCAUGGAGCAGGAGAAGUCUCUGCCAGGCGUGGUGAUGGCUCUGGUGUGCAACGUCUUCGACAUGCUGUACCAGUUGGCCACCCUGGAGGAACCCAGGAUCACACUGCGUGUGCGCAAGCUUCUCCUGCUCAUCCCAACCGACCCCGCCAUCCAGGAGGCCCUCGACCAGCUUGACUCCCUGGGGAGAAAGAGAACGCUGCUGUCAGAAUCCAGCCCCCAGCCAUCCAAAUCCCCAUCGCUGUCCUCCAAGCAGCAGCACCAGCCCGGUGCCAGCUCCAUCCUGGAGAGCCUGUUCCGCUCCUUCGCUCCUGGGAUGUCCGCCUUCCGUGUGCUCUACAACCUCGAGGUCCUGAGUUCCAAGCUGAUGCCCACCGCAGACGACGAGAUGGCCAGAAACUGCGCCAAGUCUUUCUGCGAGAACUUCCUUAAGGCCGGAGGCCUCAGCCUGGUGGUGAACGUGAUGCAGCGUGACUCCAUCCCGUCCGAGGUCGACUACGAGACGAGGCAGGGCGUCUAUUCCAUCUGCCUGCAGCUCGCACGGUUCCUGCUCGUGGGUCAGACGAUGCCCACCCUGCUGGACGAGGACCUCAGCAAGGACGGCGGCAGCGGCCUGGAGGCACUUUCGUCACGGCCUUUCCGGCCCAUCUGUCGGCAGGGCGGGCGCCAGGUAUCACUCUGCGGGACCCCCGAGAAGUCAUCGUCCUCCUCCUCCUCGUACCGCCAGCUGUCCGUUUCUGACCGCUCCUCCAUCCGGGUGGAAGAGAUUAUCCCUGCCGCCCGCGUCGCCAUUCAGACGAUGGACGUCGACGACUUCACGUGCACCGUGGCCUGUUUCACGAGGUUGUCGUGGGCGGCGGCGGCGGGCAGGCUGGACCUGGUGGGGAGCAGCCUGCCCAUCCGCGAGACUGCAGCCCUGUUUCCUGGCACCGGCCGGCACCGGCUCAGCAGCUCAGGCAGCACCUGCAGCUCAGGGAGCGAGGGGGAUGCCGUCGCCCUCCCUGCGGGGAUCUGCAGGCGGCAGCGGGCAGUGCCCACCAAGGACGCGCUGGUCGCCGGCGAGGCCCUGUCGCUCCUGGUCACGUGCCUCCAGCUCCGGAGUCAGCAGCUCGCUUCCUUCUACACCCUGCCUGGCGUGGCCGAUUUUGUCAUCGACAUCCUGCUGGGAUCGCCGAGCGCCGAGAUCCGCCGCGCGGCCUGCGACCAGCUGUACAGCCUGAGCCAGACAGACACGUCGCCGUACCCAGACGUGCAGAAGCCGAACCAUUUCCUGCUGGGCUUGGUCCUAUCUGCCCAGCUGCCGCUCUGGUCUCCCACCAGUGUCAUGCGUGGGGCCAACCAGCGGCUGCUGUCCCAGUGCACGGAGUACUUCGAUCUGCGCUGCCAGCUCCUCGACGACCUGACAACCUCGGAGAUGGAGCAGCUGCAGGUCAGCCCGGCCGCCAUGCUGGAGGACGAAAUCACCUGGCUGGACAACUUCGAGCCCAGCCGCACGGCCGAAUGCGAGACCAGCGAGGCCGACAACGUUUUACUGGCCGGACACCUCCGCCUCAUCAAAACCUUGCUCUCUCUCUGUGGGGCGGAGAAGGAAGUGCUGGGAUCGUCCCUCAUCAAACCCCUGUUGGAUGACUUCCUGUUCCGGGCGUCACGGAUCAUCCUGAACAGCCACUGUCCAGUGGGCAGCGUGGCCAUCAGCCAGCAGGAUUUCCAUCCUAAGUGCAGCACGGCCAACAGCCGCCUGGCUGCCUACGAAGUCCUCGUCAUGCUGGCCGACAGCUCCCCGGCCAACCUGCAGCUCGUGUCCACCGAGCUUCUGUCCAUGCACCACCAGCCCGACCCGGCCCUCACCAAGGAGUUUGACUACCUGCCACCUGUGGACAGCCGGUCACCCUCAGGGUUUGUGGGACUGAAGAACGGCGGGGCCACGUGCUACAUGAAUGCCGUCUUCCAACAGCUGUACAUGCAGCCCGGGCUCCCUGAGUCCCUGCUGUCCUUUGACGACGACCUUGACAGCCCCGACGACAGCGUCUUCUACCAAGUGCAGUCCCUGUUCGGGCACCUGAUGGAGAGCAAGCUGCAGUACUACGUGCCCGAGAACUUCUGGAAGAUCUUCAAGAUGUGGAAUAAGGAGCUUUACGUUCGAGAACAGCAGGACGCCUACGAAUUCUUCACCAGCCUCAUUGACCAACUGGACGAGUGCCUCAAGAAAAUGGGCCGCGAGCAGAUAUUUAAGAACACCUUCCAGGGCGUCUAUUCUGAUCAGAAGAUCUGCAAGGACUGUCCGCACAGGUACGAACGAGAAGAAGCCUUCAUGGCCCUCAACCUGGGAGUUACGUCCUGUCAGAGCUUAGAGAUCUCCCUGGAUCAGUUUGUCAGAGGCGAAGUCCUAGAAGGCAGCAACGCCUACUACUGUGAGAAGUGCAAAGAAAAGAGAACGACGGUGAAGCGGACUUGCAUCAAGGCCCUGCCCAGCCUCCUGGUCAUCCACCUCAUGCGAUUCGGCUUUGAUUGGGAGAGCGGACGAUCCAUCAAGUACGAUGAGCAGAUACGGUUCCCCCGUGUGCUGAACAUGGAGCCCUACACGGUUUCGGGCAUGGCACGCCAGGAUUCAUCCCUGGAAGGCAGCAGUGGUGGGCGGGCAGCAGACCCCGGGGGUGGGGGAUCACCCCGGAAGAAAGGGGGACCCACAGAGAACUAUGAACUCGUUGGGGUGGUCGUGCACAGCGGACAGGCCCACGCCGGUCACUACUACUCCUUCAUCAAGGACCGGAGGGGCUGCGGAAAGGGCAAGUGGUACAAGUUCAACGACACCGUGGUCGAAGAGUUCGACUUCAGUGACGAGACCCUGGAGUUCGAGUGCUUUGGGGGAGAGUAUCGGCCAAAGGUGUUCGAUCAGUCGAACCCGUACCCCGACCUGCGUCGCCGCUACUGGAACGCCUACAUGCUGUUCUACCAGAGGGCACCCGACCCUGGCUCCCCAGUCCUGCCCAAGAAGAGCCGCGUCAGCGUCGUGCGGCAGGAGGCCGAGGACCUGACGCUCUCGGCUCCAUCUUCGCCCGAAAUUUCCCCGCAGUCCUCCCCGCGACCCCACAGGCCCAGCAGCGACCGCUUGUCCAUCCUCACCAAGCUGGUCCGGAAGGGAGAGAAGAAGGGGCUGUUUGUGGAGAAGAUGCCCGUCCGGAUAUACCAGAUGGUGAGGGAUGAAAACCUCAAGUUCAUGAAGAACCGAGGGGUCUAUAGCAGCGACUACUUCAGCUUCGUCCUGGCCCUGGCGUCCCUCAACGCCACCAAACUGAAGCACCCUUCCUACCCCUGCAUGGCCAAGGCGAGCCUGCAGCUGGCCAUCCAGUUCCUCUUCCAGACCUACCUCCGCACCAAGAAGAAACUCAGGGUGGACACAGAGGAGUGGAUCGCCACCAUUGAGGCGCUGCUCUCCAAAAGCCUGGACGCCUGCCAGUGGCUGCUGGACUACCUGAUUGGCCCUGAAGGUCGUGAACUGAUCAAGGUCUUUUUGCUGGAGUGCAGCGUGCGGGAGGUGCGUGUUGCCGUGGCAACCAUCCUGGAGAAAACGCUCGACAGUGCCUUGUACCAUCAGGAUAAGCUGCGGAGCCUCCCCCAGCUGCUGGACAUGCUGUUGGCCCUGCUGGAGAAGGAUGUGCCCGAGAACUGCAGGAACUGUGCGCAGUACUUCUGCCUGUUCAACACCUUUGUCCAGAAGCAGGGGCCCCGAGCCAGCGACCUUCUCCUGAGGCACUCUGCCGUCCGCCACAUGGUCAGCUUCCUCCUGGGGCCCAAUCGGCAGAGCAGCCAGAUCCGCCGAUGGAGCCCCGCCCAGGCGCGCGAGUUCGGCUUUCUGCAUAACACCGUGGCCCGGCUGGUCCUACACUCAGACGUCUCCUGCCAGAGGGACGUGGCGCCAGGUACGUUCAGACCGCGGCCACCGGCAGCCUCCAUCUCCUCCUCUUCCUCGUCCCUGUCUGGCACCGGCCCUGCCCUACUGGUUCUCCACGAAGAGCUGGAAGCCCUGCUGUUCUUGAAUGGGGGGAAACCCUACCUCCUCGAGGUGAUGUUCGCCCUGCGGGAGCUCCCCGGCUCCCUGGCCGCCCUCAUCGACAUGGUGGUGUACUGCUGCUUUUGCAACCAGCGCUUCUCCCUCACCGUGCUGCACUGCAUCAAGAACCAGCUGGAAACGGCGCCACCCCAUGAGCUGCAGAACACCUUCCAGCUCCUCCACGAAAUACUGGUCAUCCAAGAUCCCAUCCAGGUCGAACGGAUCAAGUUUGCCUUUGAGACUGAGAACGGAUUACUGGCCCUGAUGCACCACAGUAACCACGGCGACAGCAGCCGCUGCUACCAGUGUGUCAAGUUCUUGGUCACUCUGGCGCAAAAGUGUCCAGCCGCCAAGGACUACCUGAAGGAGAAUUCGCACCACUGGAGCUGGGCAGUCCAGUGGCUCCAGAAGAAGAUGUCAGAGCACUACUGGGCCCCUCAGAGCAAUGUGUCCAACGAAACGUCCACUGGGAAAACUUUCCAGCGCACCAUCUCUGCCCAGGACACGCUGGCGUACGCCACGGCCCUGCUGAAUGAGAAGGAGCAAUCGGGAAGCAGCAAUGGGUCCGAGGGCAGCCCGGCCCACGAGAACGGGGAGCAGCAGCGUCUCCCUCAGGGCUCAGAGUCUCCCAUGAUGAUCGGUGAGUCCAGGAGCGACCUCGACGACGUUGACCCGUAGCGGGAUCUUCUCACGGUCAAGGGUCAGGCGGACCGGCCCCACCCUGGCCCCCAGCAGGGGAAGUGUGGCCUCGGCCUCACCCGGUCAGCACCAGGCAGGGUCUCUGGGCGGGCGGGGCCGCCCCCCAAGGGCCGGGUGGCGGCCGGCGGGGUGGGGCGGGGCAGAACCGAGCGGGCCCUUCCCGCGGACGUGCCCGGCCCGCCCGGUGACGCUCCCGCCCCUGGAGGGGUUUUGGCGGAUGGAGCCGCUGCGGAGACUUUUAUUAUGUGAACAUAAAGUGAGUGAAUGUAAAACUGUUACUUUUCUGUGAUGCUGCAAAGGGCUUUUAUACGGCAGAGAUGCUGAGGCCGCAUUGGGGGUGGGGGCAGGGCGGGGC
This is a messenger RNA of Tachyglossus aculeatus (Australian echidna), 8381 nucleotides long. RefSeq names its product ubiquitin specific peptidase 24 (gene USP24). The record is from RefSeq and is a predicted model, not a curated record. The transcript has 68 exons. Gene Ontology annotation, cellular component: nucleus; cytosol. The coding region runs from base 29 to 8005 and encodes 2658 amino acids. Lineage: Eukaryota; Metazoa; Chordata; Mammalia; Monotremata; Tachyglossidae. Gene Ontology annotation, biological process: protein deubiquitination. Gene Ontology annotation, molecular function: protein binding; cysteine-type deubiquitinase activity; cysteine-type endopeptidase activity.